This is a messenger RNA of Ylistrum balloti, 1871 nucleotides long. RefSeq names its product beta-alanyl-dopamine/carcinine hydrolase-like. The coding region runs from base 169 to 1302 and encodes 377 amino acids. The transcript has 2 exons. NCBI's taxonomy places the organism in Eukaryota, Metazoa, Mollusca, Bivalvia, Pectinida, Pectinidae. The record is from RefSeq and is a predicted model, not a curated record.
CCCUGAUAAUAAACAGGAAAAAAUAGAGUUUUAAGACAGCACAGUGAUACGUAUGUCUAUUUCUACUGAUUGAACGCCAUCUAGAUAACCUGCAACAUAGAACAGCAGUAAGAAGAAGUUGUUUAUAUGUUUACAUCGGAAAUAAUCGAGACAUAAAGAUCUGAUAACAUGGCGAGCUCAUCUGCUGUUUCCUUGCCGAUUCUACACGUUCGAGGGAAUUACUACGAUGUCGGAUACCAUACUGGUUCAACGUUUCAAAACAGGAUAAAGUCAUUUUAUCAAAGGUCGCUGCUUGUACAGGAAAAAUUACUUCCGUUUUACUCGCAGAGGCGAGGACGAGAAAUAGCAGAAGUUUACCUACGAGGGGCACGUGACAACUUUCCCAAGCUGAUCCGUGAGAUACAAGGACUGGCCGAUGGAGUGGGAAUGUCAUUUGAAGAUAUUUUCAUACUUAAUAUUGCAAAAGAAGUUUAUAAUUGUCACUUUAAUGAAAUGAAAAGUUGGCCCCCUGAAUCUGAUAACCUGGGAUGUUCUGACAUUAUGGUCAACACUCCGGCAGUAAAACUGAUAGCGCAUAAUGAAGAUUGCGACCCAGAGUCAAAAAACUUCGGCUUCAUGGUCAGUGCUCAUAUCAUAGAAGACUCUACUGAAGAAAAGUUUACAGCAUUCUCGUAUCCUGGCAGUUUGCCAGGCAAUACUUUCGCUUUUAAUAAGCAUGGUAUGAUUUUUGCCUGUAACGGACUUUAUCCUAAAACUGCUCUAUUAGGAGCGACUCCCAGAUAUUUCUUGAACAGAUGUAUGAUGGCUGCCACGACUGCUGACCAUGCACUGGAAAUUGGCAAGAACGUGGGUGGCGGAUGUGCUGUUGGGUUCAACCUGAAUAUCGGGAACUGGAAAAACCCUCAAGAUAUGUGGGGGCUGGAAAUAGGGCCCGGCAAAAAUGAAAGCAUGGUCCAUCUGCAUACUUUCCAUGAACAAACCAAUGAAUGUGAUUCGCCUAGUUAUGUACAUACCAACAACUACAAACACCUGCAUGUCGAAGAAAUGGAUAACCUUUCAUCCACCAUAGCCCGUAUGAAACGUAUCUUAGAGUUUAAAGCGCCCUCUACAGCACAGGAAGUGAAAACAAUCUUAGGAGACACACAGAAUGCCGAAUAUCCCAUUUACCGCACACCUAGUGCCACGGACAUUGGGAAGACUGUAGCUACCGCCCUGUUUGAUCUUAAAGAGAGACAAAUGGAACUGUACUUGGAUAACCCCAAGUUUGCUCAAUCGCCAGUCUUCGCUUUACCCUUGGUGUAGGUCAAGUCUAAGGACACUUGUCGCUAUUUACACUUUUCAUUGUAAAUACUUUUGCCAUUGCAGUACUGUUAAAUCAGGUUCACGGGAUAACAUAUGUGAUGCACGGAUGUUUUGUUAGUCUGUAUUUUUUUUAAUAGAAAUAAUAUAAUGUUCUAAUAUGAAUGCAUGUCAACUUGAAUGGACUUUCUGUGUCUCCGCUGAAAUUGUCUCGGAAAUUGCACAAACAUAUGGCCAGUAUAUUUGAAAUAAAAUGUCUUUGGUUCUACAUUGGAAAUAUCGCUAAAAAACAGCAUGCUGUAAAAGAUUGCUGAAGGCCUUCUAAAUAUACUAUACCAAGUAGACCGGACAUAUAUACUGAUCGUGAAGAGUAUCUAGGAGUCUUUUAUACAAUUUAAAUAUAAAGGAUGACGUAAACGUUUGGUAAAGUGACAUUUCUUAUUUGGAUUGACCAAACUUACAUGGCGGGUGUCGUCGAUGGUUUAGGUGACGCUUACUCUUUAUUACCACUUUGUCUUAUUCUUCUUUUACGUCUAAGCACAAAUAUUUUACUGUUUAAAACAAUAUCUUUA